GUACCCAUUGCAGGGACCACCGCCAUGCCUUUCGCGAAACUAAUACCAGCAUGCGAAAUACCCUUUGUCAACAGCUACCGACACAUACUGUAAUCGCGGCAGUUGAAGUAUGCGCAAAAUAGUCUGAAAGGGAGCUUCAGUCACACAUGAUGGGUCGACUAUUGCCCAAUGCAGACCGUCGCCAUACUCCGGAAUUAACAACGCCCUCAGAAGAGUAUGGUCUUGAUUGUCGGAUAUCCAACAGCACACAUAUCUCCAACCAAUAUUACAGUUCCUGGCCUUGUCAAGCAAUGACCAAUCGAAAAUCUACUCAAUGUCGUAGAGUGUUUGAGGUCGAUAAAGGCUGACAGCUUUAUG
Molecule: messenger RNA, 357 nt
Organism: Pseudomassariella vexata
Lineage: Eukaryota; Fungi; Ascomycota; Sordariomycetes; Amphisphaeriales; Pseudomassariaceae
Exons: 1
Coding region: 147-347 (66 amino acids)
Source: RefSeq, a predicted model, not a curated record